UUUUGGAGGGGGUUUGUUUUUGCAGGAAAUGCCGCUAAAAUCAAAAUCGCGUUUGUUGAAAGAUUGCGUUUGUUACAAAAACUAGAAAUUGCUCGUAUGAUAUUUGUAAGAGACUAAACGAAUAUUUGCACGAUGGGUGUGCACCAUCUGUGGUCCAUUCUGUCGCCAAUUCAGGAGUCGGUACCUCUGUACAGCCUCACAGGGAAAACUCUGGCGGUGGACCUGAGCCUAUGGGUCUGCGAAGCCCAGCACGUCCAAGCCAUGAUGGGAAAAGUCACCAAACCUCAUCUCCGUAAUCUGUUUUUUAGAGUAUCCUCCCUCACACUGAUGGGGGUUAAGCUUGUGUUUGUCAUGGAAGGAGAGGCCCCCAAAGUCAAAGCGGAGACCAUGAGCAAGAGGACAGACUUGAGAUUCGGAGGGUUAAAAAAAUCGGCCCCUAAAAAAAACACUACAAAGAGCAUCAACAGAGGGCGCUUCAAUGCUGUGCUGAGAGAGUGUGCAGAGAUGCUGGACUGUCUGGGAAUCCCCUGGGUGACAGCUGCUGGAGAGGCUGAAGCCAUGUGUGCCUUCCUGGAUGCCCAAGGCCUGGUGGACGGCUGCAUCACCAACGAUGGAGAUGCCUUCCUGUAUGGAGCGCGGACGGUCUACAGAAACUUCAACAUGAACACCAAGGACCCUCAGGUGAACUGUUACAGGACCUGUAGGGUGGAGACUGAGCUCCACCUGUCCAGGGAAACACUUGUGGGGCUGGCCAUCCUUCUGGGCUGUGAUUACAUUCCUAAGGGCAUACCAGGAGUUGGGAAAGAACAAGCUCUAAAACUCAUACAGACAUUAAAAGGACAAACACUUCUACAAAGAUUCAGCCAGUGGAGGGAGGAGGGGGUUGGUGUGCCAGAGGGGGUCGUAAAGAAGGUUCCUCACUGUCACCUGUGUCGCCAUCCUGGCUCAGCCAAGGCCCAUGAGCGCCGUGGCUGUGUAUUGUGCAACAGCACGCACUUCUGUGAGCCUCAGGACUAUGACUAUGAGUGUCCCUGUGACUGGCACCACUAUGAGCAGACCCGACAAGCCUCUUCAACAGAUGCCAACAUCAGAAAGAAAACACUGGAAAGUGAUCAUUUCCCUUUUACAGAGAUCAUAAAUGAGUUUCUGGUCAACAAAGAUAAGCUUGACCAUAAUUUCAAAAGGAGGAGACCAAACUUGCUGUUAAUGCAGAACUUUGCAUUUGAGAAGAUGGACUGGCCAAAGCACUACACCAGCGAGAAGGUUCUAGUCCUGAUGACUUACACCGAGCUGAUGAACAGAAAACAUGGAAGGGAGACAUCCUCACAGAUAACACCACUACGUAUAUGGAAGCCAAGGGUGAGGAACUCAGUCGUCUGCUUUGAAAUCAUCUGGAGAAAGCCAGAUCAUUAUGUGUUUCCUGAGGACCACCCCAAGGACAGCCAGGAUGAGGUUAGGACUGUGGAGGAAGAAGCUCUUUUCCGUCUGGCUUACCCAGAUGUGGUGGAACUGUACCUCAAGGAGAAGGCUGAAGCUGAGGAAAAUAAAACCAAGAAGAAGAAACCGAGGAGCAAGAAAGAGAAGCCCUCAGAUCCUUGUGAUGAUGGAGUUUCUGACCUUCUAGCCCAGAUGUCUUUGCACAGUUCCACUCCUGACAUUGAGGACCAGCAACCUUCUGGCAGGACUGCAGCACAGGCCACUAUAACCAUGAUGCCCACUAAUGAUUCAGUUGUGGUCCUGGAGGAUCCAAAGUCCCUAAAACAGCAUAUUGAUCCUGGUGCAGACCAUCCUCACUUAGAAGUAUGUCUUGGAGCUCAUGUACAGGAGAUGUUGUCAUCUCCUGGUUCCUCUGGCAGUAUUCCAAAUCCAGUGGUCUCCUCUCCAUCCAUUUCCAUGGUGAUGGACGCUCUUCAUCUGAGUGACAUUGACUGGGAGUCUCCGUCAUUUACCUCCUCCCCAUCCCCGCAGGCUUCUAGCGUUCACCCUGGGGCUAACCCGAAGUCAACGCCAAUUACAGAUGACAGUUUCAAAGAAAGAGUCCAAUCCUUGCAACAAGGGCCUUUUUCUGAACGCUGCCCGACGGAGGUCGUUCCAGGGUCGUGUUUUGCAGAGCACUCGCUUAGGGACAGGAUUCUAAUGAAAAACACCCAAACAUUUGUGAACAUAGCACACAAUGAUGUCUCCCAGUCACCACCUCUGGAAGCGGAUGAUUCUAACAACUGCGGCCCCAAACCAAUGGCACUGAUACCCAUUAAAAGCAGAAAGGACCCCAAGCCAUCCAAACAACCACUGGUGUGUGGUAAGAAAGCCCCACUUGUUGAUAAAUCCCGGAUCAUUGCAUUAACAUGUGAGCCACACCUAGCUCAACGCAGCUCAAAUGCUGUCUCUAUCAUCCCAACACAACAUGGCUCAGUUACUUCCACAAAACAAGCCUCAGUCACUCCAACACAACCCGCCUCAGUCACUCCAACACAACCCGCCUCAGUCACUCCAACACAACCUGUCUUAAUCACUUCAACUCGACCCGGCUCAGUCACAGCACAUAAUGCUGGUGAACCGAAGCCUUCACAAAAGUACAGAUUUGUGAAGAAUACAGUAGCCUCUUAUUCCGCUCUGCCACAAAGGACCCGAUCUGAACCUGCCUACACACAACCUGGUCCCGGUAACAGAAACGUGAAGUCACAUCAGGCAGCCAAGAAGAGUGUGUGCGCCCAUGUCUGUUCGUCGAGCGAGGACAGUGAGGCGGAGAACCGGCAGCGGGGAGCAGGGCGCCGAAGGGUCAAAGUCAAACCCAAAAGCAACUCCACAUACCACAAGCUCAAUGACUACUCACUGAAACCGACCGCCACUAAAAAGCCAGCAUGGGACACAGCAACAGCCUAUAUCCUCAGGCCUACAGUCUUGCAAACAACUGCUCAGCCCAUCAGGCCUAGAGCUGUAUCUGCCAGUGUGGGGCAACAACAGACACUAGGAAACUCUGUGUCAUCCAAGGGGAAAUGCCCGAAUGUCCAGCCAAUCACAGUUGAUAACAAUACUGUGUUUAUUCCAAGACCUGCAUCCCCAGCGCCUGUGUCCGAUGGCGACGACACUGAGACAUGCAGCAAUAGCCCACUGCCGUUGGUAGAGAGGUUAAGGCUGAAGUUCCUGAACUGAGGGAUGUGUUGUGAAG
Esox lucius (northern pike) is the source of this 3169-nucleotide messenger RNA. RefSeq names its product GEN1 Holliday junction 5' flap endonuclease (gene gen1). Bases 133 to 3153 code for a protein of 1006 amino acids. NCBI's taxonomy places the organism in Eukaryota, Metazoa, Chordata, Actinopteri, Esociformes, Esocidae. The record is from RefSeq and is a predicted model, not a curated record. Gene Ontology annotation, molecular function: 5'-flap endonuclease activity; four-way junction DNA binding. The transcript has 13 exons.